Messenger RNA from Indicator indicator, 1501 nucleotides. RefSeq names its product APAF1 interacting protein (gene APIP). Gene Ontology annotation, molecular function: methylthioribulose 1-phosphate dehydratase activity; metal ion binding. The record is from RefSeq and is a predicted model, not a curated record. Gene Ontology annotation, cellular component: cytoplasm. Lineage: Eukaryota; Metazoa; Chordata; Aves; Piciformes; Indicatoridae. Bases 2 to 712 code for a protein of 236 amino acids. The transcript is spliced from 8 exons.
CAUGGCGGCACCCACCGCCAACGACUGCGGCACCGCGCAGGACAAGUUACAUCCAAGGAAUCUUAUCCCAGAGCUUUGCAGACUAUUUUAUGGCUUAGGCUGGGUAACAGGAACUGGUGGAGGAAUCAGCUUAAAACAUGGGAAUGAAAUCUACAUCGCUCCCUCAGGGGUCCAGAAGGAAAGGAUACAGCCAGAAGAUAUGUUUGUGUGUGACUUGAGUGGACAGGACAUCAGUGGUCCUCCCCUGCACAAGAAGCUGAAGAAGAGCCAGUGUACUCCUCUCUUCAUGAAUGCCUACAGGAUGAGAGGGGCAGGUGCAGUGAUCCAUACUCACUCCAAGGCUGCUGUCAUGGCUACCCUUCUGUACCCAGGGAGUGAGUUCAUCAUUACCCACCAGGAGAUGAUCAAAGGAAUCCAGAAGUGUACCUCAGGAGGCUACCACCGCUAUGAUGAUACGCUGGUGGUUCCCAUUGUGGAGAACACCCCAGAAGAGCAGGAUCUGAAGGAGAGGAUGGCUCGUGCCAUGGAAGAGUACCCAGACUCCUGCGCUGUGCUGGUCCGGCGGCACGGAGUCUACGUGUGGGGAGAGACGUGGGAGAAAGCCAAGACGAUGUGUGAGUGUUAUGACUACUUGUUCGAUAUCGCAGUGCAGAUGAAGCAGCAUGGCCUAGAUCCUUCCAAGCAUCCAGCAGGAGAAAAUGGGAUCGUGUAAAUGACAACAUCCACGUCCAGGUUUCUUAGCUGCUGGUGGCAGCUCCAGACUCUCCCUCAUGCUGUCAGCACCAGAAGGUGGUGCUGAUUGACAGAUGUGAGCAGUCUGGUAAAACACAGCCAAGAAAAGGAGACUUAAACAAAACAAGAACUGAACCAUGCCUUGCUACUUCUGAAUCCUGUCAAAUGCCACAAGAGGAGGGAUGAAAAUUCAGGUGCAAAACCAAGAUUUUGGGAAAAAGCUACAGGGAACUAAUGUGACAUUUUGUUGAUGGGCUUUAAAAAUCCACAUUUCAGCAACCUGCACUUCAGCUGCUGCAUCAUUUGACAUGUUCUAGCUCCCAGCUGCUGAGGCAUAUGGUGGCCUUUAUUUUUCAGGGGAGAAACAGAGAGGAUCACCCUUUAAUUAGAAGUUAGAUAUAAAGCUUAAAACCUGACUUCAAGAGCUGGUUCAUUCAUGCCACAGGGAGGGGGUUUAAAUCCAGCCUGCUGCAUAUGUGCUUUGAAAUGUUCUUCAAUGUCGUCGUCAUGAAUAGGAAACAGAAUUUCACAGCUUGCACUUGGAAGCCCUUGAUGAGAGGCUGCUCUUGCCUUGUCUGCCUUUUAACCUUCACUGUCAAUGAGAUUUUGUUGGUGGCCACUCUGAACAAGCUGUUGGUGAUGGUUUAGCUCAUGUCCUGGUGUUAGCUCAUAGGCUGGACUUGAUGAUCUCAGAGGUCUUUUCCAGCCUCAAUAAUUCUGUGAUUCUGUGAUUCUGUGAUGUGUGCUCAGCCAGCCUGAGGGAGAGUUC